This is a messenger RNA of Ictalurus furcatus (blue catfish), 1878 nucleotides long. RefSeq names its product sorting nexin 22 (gene snx22). NCBI's taxonomy places the organism in Eukaryota, Metazoa, Chordata, Actinopteri, Siluriformes, Ictaluridae. The record is from RefSeq and is a predicted model, not a curated record. The transcript has 7 exons. Gene Ontology annotation, molecular function: phosphatidylinositol phosphate binding. The coding region runs from base 144 to 938 and encodes 264 amino acids.
AUGUUAUGAAGAGGAUUGUUGAAUCUGGUGUCUUCUUGCUGUUCAUUCACAGACAAGUUGCUGAAGUCAGCAGUGAAAACGAAUCCGUGCGUGAGUGUUACCACACGUCACAUGAACCGUGAUGUGUAUGAAAAGGACAGAGGAUGCACAUCACGAGCAAGGAAGUUUCUCCCACGCACUCCGGCGAUGGCGGAAGGGUCCUGAGCCUGAACAGACACCGGACUGCUUUUCUUCUCGACCUGUACCGGGGACGAGACGCCGGUUUUCCACAGGGCGCGCGUGCAGCGAUUCUGAAUGCGCGCGCGAUGAUUGAGGUGUCGAUCCCCUCUAUGCACCGGGAAGUGGACGAGGCAGGGAAGUCCCGGAAACUCUUCAGGUUGGAGAUUUUGUUCAACGGGAGGAAGCACUUUGUUCUGCGGCGGCAGAGUGAUUUCCACACGUUGCACCGGAAGCUCAAGAAGAUCCUACAGCCGCCUCCUGAAUUCCCCAGCAAGAGGACCCAGCUGCGUGCUAAACCGCAGGAGCAGAGACGGCAGGAGCUGGAGGACUACAUACAGGUGAUCCUGUAUGAGAACGAAGUGGUCCCUCAGGAGCUGCUGGAUUUCCUGCAGGUGAAACACUUCCACACGGCAAACAAGAUCUGCGGUUUUCGUGAUGAACAGCAGAAGGACACACAAGAACAGGGGAAAAGCUGUGAGCUGCUGCAUCAGAGAGUGGUGGGUUUCUCACGUGACCCCUAUCUCUUUGCUUCAAAGUCAGAUCUACCAGAUGUGGUUGUAGCUGGUGUCCUGCAAGGCUUCUUCCCCAAAGAGAAUAAGAUGGGCUUUAGGACAUGCUCCAAGCCCAGCAUUAAGCAUGUUCCCAGACUUCCUUCUAUCCCCUCCAUCGUCAUAGACAGAGGCAGCCUGAGCUCAUUGCCAGAAGCACAGACAACCUGAGACACAGUAGGGGUACUCUUUUCCAACACUGACCAGGUUUCCUGCUUUUGGGACCUUGCCUCAGAAGGGCUGGUGGAAAUGGCGCUUUUAUCAUUCAGAUAAAACACCCUCAGCAUUGAUACGACUUUCGUUAGCCUCAUCUCUGUAAAGCAGGAAGAGGAAAGCCAAUACUGUUGACAUAUUCUGCGAGGUUUGGAACUUGGAGUGUUUUGAGGUUUGGUAUCUCUCGCUCAUACACUUUCAGUAGCCUGGGAGCACUGGGUGCAAGGCUGGAAUACACCCCCGGAUGAGGUUGUACAAACAUUCACACUUUUACUUUAGCCAGUCCAACUACCUGCAUGUUUUUGUAAGGCUAAAAGAAACUGGAGAACCCAGAGGAAACCGACACAGACGCUGGGAGAACAUGGACAUGAACCCAACUGUACCACCGUGACGCCAUGCAUCGAAAAACCUACUACACUGGAUUUGAUUUAUGAUUAACUUAACAUUCAUGAUGUAACUCAUGUAAAUUUAUCUUCAUGUUCUUUAAAGUUUGACAAAGUGAAAUGUGAAACCUGAGCUUGGCUCACAACAGUAAAUAUAUAAUUUAUAUCACAGACACACUGUUCAUGUGAAUUUGACCAGAGUUGAUUAUUCUGGGUAUUUGAAGUACAUUUUACAAAUGGUAUUGCUAGAAAUAAAAAUAAAAAAAAGAUGGCCUGGAUUAAUAGAAUUAAGUAGUGAACAGAACAGGAGGGUAAGAGAACGUCUCUGUUGUAUCUACGGCACAGACUUGGAGAAGUUACAAGACUAACAGCCGAGUCUAUGAAUGUUGAUUUAUUUGAGAUUAUUUUGAGAUUUCACUCCUAGUCUGGGUGUGCUAAUUUUAAUAAGUCAGUACUCUGCUAAUCCAUAAAAUCCACUGGCUACACUUAUAAUUAAACCCAUGUGGGUGGGUGUG